AUGGCCAUGCAACCGCUAAGCAGCCAGAUAAGCGGGAGUGCAGCCCAAGGUGCGUGAUUUAGGCCCGUUACGACACGUGCAACACUAAGCUAGCUGCAGGCAUCGCGGAAGUCGAUCGACUGCUCAAGGAACUGGAGCAGAACCUAGAGGAUGCAAAGCUGUCACUAAAGCGUGCGUAUUGAUGCGGCGCCUUUGGUCCAUCGCUGCUGACUUGUGGAUUAGAGCAGGAGGACACGCUCGGCAAAGUCAAAGUGCUCGGCCGCAAUCCUGACAACGCAGGCUCAAUUUUCUCGAAAAGGGUACGUGACACCAACGGGGAAAGCAUGUUUGGAGUAACUUACGCAAAGUAGGGCAUCAGCAUUCUGUCAAAGUAUGGACUGGAUCAGCAGGAUGCGAACGUCUCACGUGAAGCGCUCAGAUGCCUGGCCAACGCUCUCCUCCUUAACGAACCGUCACGUCAAAUCUUUGUCGACCUCGGCUACGUUCCGAAGACCGCGGAGCGACUCAAGAUAGACCAUCGAGACGACGAGUUCCUGGCAGCCAGGAUUCUGUUCCUCCUUACCUACAGUACCAAGGUCGACUUCCAACCGCUGAUUGACGAUCACCAACUCGCAGACAGCAUCAACAAGCAGAUCGCACGGCAUGCGAAGAAUUUCUCCAAAGCCGGCCGUAGGAAGUCCAUCACCUCACCGAUGCAAGACAUGGCCCUGAUCGAGACUCUGAAACUCACUUUCAACAUCACUUACUAUUACCCCGACCAAAUACCCAAAUUCACGCCUUCUGUCGAGCCCUUGAUCAAUAUCGUCCUCCACCAUCCCCUCCCAAGCCCGCCUUUGCAGCCUCCCAUCACCUAUCUACUCAAUGCUUUGCUCAACUUGGACCUCAAGGCUUCUGAGAAGAAAACUCCCAUAGGCCCAGAGUCACGAUCAAGUCCUCUCUUCCCCUACUCAGACCCGGAGUCGGUUAUCGACAGACUGGUGUGCAUAUUUGACGAAGCCAUAAGGACCCAGGACGAGAAGGAACUUGACCAAGCCGCCGCUCCGCUUUGCACUCUGAUCAGACGAAUCUAUGAGCUUGCGACGCCUCAGAUGAAAUCCUGGAUGCGAUGGAUCCUCCUACCAAGAACUAAAGACCGUGACAAGCCACUGGGCCAGGGCGAAACUUUGUCCGCGCGUCUCCUUCGGCUCUCAUGCUCUCCCAAUCUUCCAACGCUCCGCGAGAACAUCUCGAGUCUCCUGUUCGAGCUUAGCGACAAGGAUGCCAACAAGUUUGUGCAAAAUAUCGGCUAUGGCUUCGCGUCUGGCUUUCUGAUGAGCCAUAACAUCGAAGUACCUGCCAGUGCCAUUGAGGCGAGCAGCAUCGGCAGUGAUGAUACUGAGGGAGGAGCUGACGCCAACCCGAUUACCGGACAGAGGUGGGCAGCAGAGGAGCGGGACGGACCACAAGCGAGUGAGAUGACACAGGAGGAGAAGGAGCGAGAGGCGGAACGGUUAUUUGUGCUCUUCGAACGUCUCAAGGCCACGGGCGUGGUGGAUGUGAAGAACCCGGUGCAGCAAGCCAUCGACGAAGGCCGGUUUGAGGAACUGGACUGA
Lecanosticta acicola is the source of this 1592-nucleotide messenger RNA. The record is from the annotation of a GenBank genome assembly. Lineage: Eukaryota; Fungi; Ascomycota; Dothideomycetes; Mycosphaerellales; Mycosphaerellaceae.